Molecule: messenger RNA, 2112 nt
Organism: Camelina sativa (false flax)
Lineage: Eukaryota; Viridiplantae; Streptophyta; Magnoliopsida; Brassicales; Brassicaceae
Source: RefSeq, a predicted model, not a curated record
CUUCGCCGGACGGCAAGAGAUAAUUUUAUCACUUUCUCUCUUCCUCUUCACAUCUUCAGUCUUCAGUCUUCAGUCGUCACUUCUUUAUUCUCUCGUUUGCUCUCUCUUUCUCCCUCUCUGGUGUUCGUCAAUGGCGGUGUUUCCUAUCGGCUCUCACUUCGCGCCGCCGCAUCAGAUGACGAAGAGACACGCCCUCUCGACUUCAUCUCCUAUCUCUCUCUCGACCCGAUUGCCACAAAAUGUCUCCUUCUCGAAAAUAUCAGGCUCGGGGCUUUCCAGACAUAGCGUUCUCGCUAAAGCCGAGGAUAAGAUAAAGAGCUCUUCUCCUUCUUCUCUCGAUGAACCAAUCGAUGACGAUGAGGUUCGAGUUCCCACGAUGCUCUCUUUUACAAAAAUUCAAUUUUGCCAAGAUUUGAUGGACUCAUCAGGAACAUGUGAUCCUAUAUGCUCGGUUGAUGAACCUAGUUCAAGUUACUUUGAGGCUAAUUACCAACCAAAGACAGAUAUAAUCAAAGCCCUUGCUGUUCUUGCAGCAGCUCUUACAGGAACAGCUGCCAUUAAUCAUUCCUGGGUUGCUGCUAAUCAGGAUAUUGCUAUGGCAUUGUUGUUCGUAAUAGGAUACGCUGGAAUCAUCUUCGAAGAGUCUUUAGCUUUUAAUAAAAGUGGAAUAGGACUGUUGAUGGCUGUGAGUUUGUGGGUUGUGCGGAGCAUUGGGGCUCCUUCAACUGAGAUAGCUGUUUUAGAUCUUCAACAUGCAACAGCUGAAGUUAGUGAAAUUGUAUUUUUCUUGCUUGGCGCAAUGACCAUUGUGGAGAUAGUUGAUGCUCACCAAGGUUUUAAGUUGGUUACAGACAAUAUCACCACUCGGAAGCCAAAGACACUUUUAUGGGUGGUCGGCUUCGUGACAUUUUUCCUCAGUUCGAUUCUAGACAAUUUGACCUCUACCAUUGUCAUGGUUUCUUUAUUGAGGAAACUGGUUCCUCAAUCAGAAUACCGCAAACUUCUAGGAGCUGUUGUGGUAAUAGCAGCAAAUGCAGGAGGAGCAUGGACUCCAAUUGGUGAUGUUACUACAACUAUGUUAUGGAUUCAUGGUCAGAUAUCCACCUUACCGACUAUGCUGGACCUUUUUAUACCUUCUGCCGUGUCUCUUGCUGUUCCACUAGCCCUCUUGUCCUUAACCAGUGAGGUAAAUGGAAAGGAACAGGAUUCUAAAGAUGUAAUGGCUUCUGAAAAGAUGGCUCCAAGAGGAAAGCUAGUUUUUGGAGUUGGCCUUGGAGCGUUGGUAUUUGUUCCAGUCUUUAAAGCUCUUACUGGAUUGCCUCCUUACAUGGGUAUCUUGUUGGGUCUUGGAGUUCUUUGGAUUUUGACGGAUGCCAUUCAUUACGGUGAAUCAGAAAGACAAAAGCUCAAAGUACCUCAGGCCUUAUCUCGAAUUGACACACAAGGCGCUCUGUUUUUCCUGGGGAUUCUUUUAUCUGUUAGCAGCCUUGAGGCAGCUGGGAUCCUCCGAGAGAUUGCAAACUACCUUGAUGCUAAUAUACCCAAUGUUGAGCUAAUCGCAAGUGCUAUUGGUGUUGUAUCAGCAAUCAUAGACAAUGUUCCAUUGGUUGCAGCGACAAUGGGGAUGUAUGAUCUCACAUCAUUCCCUCAAGAUUCUGAAUUUUGGCAGCUCAUUGCAUUCUGCGCCGGCACUGGUGGUUCCAUGCUUGUCAUCGGUUCUGCUGCUGGUGUAGCCUUCAUGGGGAUGGAGAAAGUUGAUUUCUUUUGGUACUUCCGAAAGGUUAGUGGUUUUGCUUUUGCUGGUUAUGCUGCUGGUAUUGCGGCUUACCUUGCAGUUCAUAAUCUUCAUUUGUCGAUCCCAACAACGGUGGCUCAGAUCCCAUUUCUCCCUGGUUCAUAAGCUGCAUCAAUCUCUGUGUUACUUCUCUUGAGAAAACAAGAACAAAGGCAAAAUCUCUGGCUGGCUGCAAUAGUAACAUAUCAUUUUGUCGACAUGCUCUUUGGAAAAUAAUCAACUGUGUAACUUGUUUCAUAUACACUCGAUUGUAUAAUCAUUAUACAGAAUGAAUCAUCCAAUUUGAUUAUUACCCUUUUUGGGGUUUUAUGUGCAUC